Molecule: messenger RNA, 6193 nt
Organism: Perca fluviatilis (European perch)
Lineage: Eukaryota; Metazoa; Chordata; Actinopteri; Perciformes; Percidae
Gene: cpt1a2b
Product: carnitine palmitoyltransferase 1A2b
Exons: 19
Coding region: 196-2550 (784 amino acids)
Biological process (GO): carnitine metabolic process; fatty acid metabolic process
Cellular component (GO): mitochondrion
Molecular function (GO): carnitine O-palmitoyltransferase activity
Source: RefSeq, a predicted model, not a curated record
UUUUCCAGUGCCUCAUCUUCUCCUACUCAUACUAUCGCUGGCAUCCUGACACUGGCCGUCCGCAAAAAGCUCGCUUUCACUGGGUGUGCGCUCAGUGUGCCACGCUUGAGAAGAAGGGAGGGGUGCUAACAGACGUUAGGCGUUCUUCUGUAUCAACCUUGUCACCGAGAAAGCUCUUCGAAAGAUACUUAAGCGAUGGCUGAGGCCCACCAGGCAGUGGCGUUCCAGUUUACCAUAACGCCAGAGGGGAUUGACCUGCAGCUGUCCUAUCAGGCCCUGAACCAGAUCUACCUGUCGGGAGUACGAUCCUGGAAGAAACGAGUCAGCCGCCUGAGGAACAGGGUGAUCAAGGGAGUGUACCCUGCCAGCCCUUCCUCGUGGCUCUUUGUCGUCAUAGCGAUCCUGGCCACCAUGUACAUGCGCUCGGAUCCCAGCAUGGGGCUCAUCACCAAGAUACAGCAACACCUGCCACUAAGUCUUAGUGCCGAGAAGCAGACCAUGCUGUCUGUGCUGGUCUUUAGCACUCUGCUGUGGCUCUCCCUCAUCCUCGCGCUCAGGUUCUGCCUCAAACUGCUUCUCUCCUACCACCAGUGGAUGUUCGAGCAGCACGGCAGGGUUUCCAACACCACCAAAGUCUGGGUGACUCUGCUGAGGUUGUUAUCGAGCAGGAAGCCUCUGCUGUACAGCUAUCAAACCUCUCUGCCUAUCUUACCUGUUCCUGCCAUCAAAGAAACACUGAGCAGGUACCUGGAGUCGGUGCGCCCUCUGUUGACUGAUCCAGGGUAUAAGCGGAUGACUGAACUGGCCAAUCAGUUUGAGUCUAACCUGGGGAACCGCCUGCAACGCUACCUGAAACUCAAAGCUCUGUGGGCCACCAACUAUGUGAGCGACUGGUGGGAGGAAUACAUCUACUUGAGGAGCCGAGGUCCCAUUAUGGUCAACAGUAACUACUAUGGCAUGGACUUUCUGUAUGUGACGCCGACAGCGCUGCAGGCGGCCAGGGCAGGCAACACCAUUACAGCCCUGAUGCUCUACCGCCGAAAGGUCAACCGGGAGGAACUCAAACCGAGUCGUGUUCCAGGCACGGUCAUCCCUCUGUGUGCAGCCCAGUGUGAGAGGAUGUUCAACACAACUCGCACACCUGGAGUUGAGACUGAUGUGCUCCAGCACUGGCAGGACAGCGAGUUUGUGGCAGUGUACCACAAGGGUCGCUUUUUCCGCCUGUGGGUGUACACGGCAGGCCGGCUGCUGUCGCCCAGGGAGAUCGAGCACCAGAUCCAGAGGAUCCUGGAUGACCCUUCUCCCCCGCAACCUGGAGAGGAGAAACUGGGAGCUCUUACUGCUGGAGACAGGGUUCCGUGGGCUCAGAUGAGGAAGCAGUACUUCAGCUCCGGCAUCAAUAAGCGAUCCCUGGAUUCCAUCGAGAGGGCGGCCUUCUUCGUCACCUUGGACGAUGAAGAGCAAGGCAUGAGGGGAGAGGACCCAGCAGGGAACUUGGACCGCUAUGCAAAGUCCAUACUGCAUGGGAAAUGUUACGAUAGGUGGUUUGAUAAAUCUUUCUCCAUUGUGAUCUACAAGAAUGGGAAAAGUGGACUAAAUGCUGAGCACUCCUGGGCUGAUGCACCGACAGUGGCUCACCUUUGGGAGUUCACCCUGGCCACAGAUGCCUUCCAGCUGGGCUACUCUGAGGAUGGGCACUGCAAAGGCGAGGUGGACCGCUCACUACCCCUACCCCAGAGGCUGGUCUGGGACAUCCCCUCAGAGGUUCAGGCUCAGGUGUGCAGCUCCCUGGCUGUUGCCCAGGCGCUAGCAGAUGACGUGGACUGCCACGUGUUUCCCUUCAGAGACUUCGGAAAAGGGCGGAUCAAGAAGCUAAAAAUCAGCCCUGACGCAUUCAUACAGAUUUGCUUACAGCUGGCAUACUACAGGGAUCGUGGGGGUUUCUGUCUGACUUACGAGGCGUCAAUGACACGUCUGUUCAGGGAGGGCCGAACGGAGACUGUGAGAUCCUGCUCCAACGAGAGCUGCGCCUUUGUCAAAGCUCUAGAGGAUGGAGAGGAAGCAGAGCAAUGCAGGCAUCUCUUCCGGCUGGCUUCAGAGAGGCACCAGAAUCUUUAUCGAAUGGCGAUGACUGGAGCUGGAAUUGACCGACACCUCUUCUGUCUGUAUGUGGUGUCCAAAUACUUGGGGGUGGACUCCCCCUUCCUCAAAGAGGUUUUGUCUGAGCCUUGGCGUCUCUCCACUAGUCAGACCCCGGUUCAGCAGAUGGAGCUGUUCGACCUGAAGAACCACCCCGACUUCAUAUCGCUGGGCGGAGGGUUCGGACCGGUUGCUGAUGAUGGUUAUGGGGUUUCAUACAUCAUUGUGGGUGAGGAUAUGAUCAACUUCCACGUGUCGUCCAAAUACUCCUGCAGUGAGACUGACUCCCACAGGUUUGGAGCUCAGAUAAGUAAAGCUUUCCAAGACAUAAUGACCCUCCUCUCUGCUGACACCAAAACCUCCUCGUCCUCCAAAGGCCCAGCCCAGCCUCAGCCCAAGAAGCUCCUCUGAAUAUGGCAGAAAGCAGAUCACCACGCGGACAUAUAUUCCCCUCGAGACAUCUGAGCUGAGUGUAUAACCCCGUCGUCUUAAAAAGCCCAACCCGUGAUGUGAUUGACCUAAAAGCAUAAAUGAAACUGACAAAAGUGAGUUAAAGGAGUAAUAUCAGGAGGGCAGGUGCUCUUCCUUUACAUCUCCCACCCUUUUCAGAUAACAAUAACCGCUUUUAGGCCCCGUUCAGACAGAGGAAAAAAAACAAAGCACACUGAAGACGCAAGUAGCCCUGUCAUGUUGGACAGAUAAUCUGUGGCACUAUUUUUCCCAGCUCAUCGACAAAAAACAUAAAAAAAAAAAAACACCUGCACACAAUAAAUAUGAAUUGUAUUCUUCCAUUUAAAAAAAGAAACCUACAGUUCAAAAGCCUAAAUGGGCACUAACAAAUGUAUUUUGCUGUUAUUCAGCAUUAAUACAUACACUUUUGUAUUGUAAUUUUACGAGACCCGUCAAUCAGAGAUUCUUCUAGACAACUUGAGAAUGCUAAAUGCUUCCAUUGCCUUCUUUCUCUGAGAAUAUGAAACCUGUGAUGGGGGAUUUUUAAAGAAAGAGGAAGCAAAGGUUCAAUACUUAGGAAAGGAAGUCUUAAGGAAAUAAGUGCGAAGUGGAGAAAGAGACCCAAAUCUCUACAUAAGGCAUAAAGCGGAAAGCAUCAAGAGGCCCUAAUUCUUAAUAAAAGUGAUGGGAAAUGUGUUUUUAGUUUGAAAGCAGACCUAUGUACAUGUCCGUGUGAAAUGAUGCUGUCUCAAAAAAAAAAUUAAAGCAAAUGAGUUUUUCAUUAUUAUUAGGGCCCGAGCACCGACAGAGUUGGUAGGCAAAGGCGCUAUUGAAAUUCAAAUGUUUCUUCUUCUUUCUAUUAUUAUUAUUAUUAUUAUUAUUAUAAAAAAAAUAAAAAAUAGGAAGUUACAGUCCUUACGCUUUGAUGUCCUCUUCCUAGCUGGUUGACCAUAUCCAUUUCAAAAUUUGGAUAACAUUUUUUUUUUUGUUGAAGGGCGUCGUCGUGGCGGCACGUCGAACUUUGAUGUAACGUCACGAAAAAGAAAGUAGUAGUAGAAUUUACAUUGUCUGAUCUGCCCCAAAUCUUUCACACAUGAUGUUCGUCCAGGCCAUGAAGUGAAUCCCACGGGUCUCAGGCUUGAUUAUGGUAAAUUGGCUCAAUAGCGCCCCGCCAGUUAAUACACGGCCGCAUCGACUGGAAACCGCCAGCACCCCCGACGUGCGCAGAGUGCGAGGGCCCGUUCCUCGCUGCUUGCAGUUUUGAUUAUUUUUUCUUUUUAUUGUCCGUACGAUGGAUUGAUUUAAUAAGGCAUGGAUGUUUUAGAUAUGCUACACAGUUGUGUUUUUACUGCUUACAAUUGAGUGAAACACACCUCAAGUGUUUGAGAUGGUCCCAAGUGGACUGUUGCAGUGUGGUGUACGGUUGAAUUGCCUUGUGAUUAUUCUUACUGUAUUUUUUUUUUUUUAUGUUAUACAAACCUUUUUCAAACAUUCUUGUUUCUUUCUCGAAUGUCCCACCAGGAGUGCCCGCACACCGUCGUGCUUUAUUUUUCCGUAAGGGCCCCUUUUGGUUACCGUUGUUUAGCUUACGAAGUGCCACUCUGGGUUGACAUAACUUAAAGAAUGUACGAUAAACAUGACCCUAGCCCUCCGUGUGCCAGAGCCCGCCCAUCUGCCCCCAUUGAGUCUGUGCCCGCCAAUGCAAAGGAACAUACUUAUUUAAAUUGUAUUGCAAUGAUUUAAUGGGGAAACAGUUGUAUGAAGAAGUGAAAUCUGCAGUUGGUUCUCACAGUACGGGCCGUUGGGAAAGAGAAGGGGUCCCUGCCCGCUCUUGGACUGAAACAUACUUAAUAGGGCAAAGACAAACCGCAGUAAGUACUCUAUUUAAAAGGCUUAGAUUUACAAAUGAUAUGAGAUCAUACAGUCCACUUCGGCACCAAUGGUGCGGUCUGCCAGAGGAAGAGAUCAAUAAUGUGCUGAUACUCACACAAUCACCCGUCUCCUCCCUAGUUUUAAAGCUACAGUGUGGCAUUUAAGAAACAUGUGUGCCUGAAUUCAGUAAAACCGUUUCAAUGCAAUUUAUUAUCAAUGCAAUUGCUAAGGCAAACUGUGUGUGUGUGUGUGUGUGUGUGUGUGUGUGUGUGUGUGUGUGUGUGUGUGUGUGUGUGUCAGUUGGUCGGUUAGUAUCGUCAGGAUAUGUUAUGUGCUUUGAUGUAGUGGUAAAACAAAGAGUUUAUUGAUAUUUUAAUAAAAAGUGUCUGGUUUUGUUAAGAAGGCAUUAACCUUCCACUACAGCUCUGUUAAUGUUUUAGAACUGUACUUUGUAAUAUGGAUUGUUGGUUUAAUAUUUUAAUAACAUCAGACCAGAGUGUCUUCGGUUUCUCUCAGGUUCAACAUUUCGCGGCUCCUUUGCCAAACUGUUGACUGCCAGAACAGCUGUGUGUUUUCCACGAUGACUCACAGCCACGAGGCACUGAUGUGACGUUUGUAAAAGAUCGGUAAUGCCAAUUUCUAGAGCUGCAGCAAUGUAAACUAAUAACUUCUCUACCUCUCUCCACUUGUGACGUUUUUUGUUUAAUUUCCCUUUUUUCAGAUUAUUACUCAUUUAUUUUAGAGUUUAUAGUUUUUGUUCCCCCAUUAAUCAAAGAGAUUAUUUGAUGACAAGAAAGUGUUCAAACACUUGUGGAUGGGACAAAACACAACUAAACCAGUUCAACCAGUUUGUCAAGAGCCAAUGGUCAUACAUCAGUGAACUACAACUAAAUGCUCUAUUGUGAUCACACAAAAAAGUGAAGCUUCUUGUUUGCAUAAAAAAAAAAAUCGCAUUAAAAUCAACCACUUUAAAAUCUUGAAUUGCUUUUUGUACGUGUGAUAUACAUAUAUUUUUGUAAAUCAAGGGACUUCUACGAAGAGUUCCUUGGUCUCUUUUAAAAAGCGUUUCUUAUAAUAUUGGUACAUUUAAGAAGACUCUGUUGUUGCAGUUUGGAUAGGCGCUUCAGCUAAAAGCCAAUCCAGUGUUGAUCCAGAUGUUUUCGUUCUCGUUACUGCCUUUCUCUUCACUUCAUGCCUCAGCCUGCCUGCCAACCUGCCUGGAAACCACAGUGCCACUCAAACCCACUCUGUGCCUCGAUCGACUCCACUGUGUCUCAUAUAUUAUUAACACCAAGUCCUAUGGGAUGGAUUAGUGGAAUCCGUGUCCUCUGCCUUUCAACAGUUUGGACAAUGAGCCUCUCACCACCACCACCACCCCCCCCCCACCCCCCCGCUAAACGAGCAUUUAGCAGCAAUUUAAAAUUUUUCUUUGUGUUAGGAUACAUUUGUAUAGUUUUAUUUCUGUGUACUCUGUUUCUGCGGUUUUUACUCGUGGUUAAUAGUGACGCUUGAACACUUUUGACGAAUGUGUGGGUAUUGUUACACAUACAUUAUAAUGAUAUCCUGUGUUUUCUGAAUUCACAUUCCAAAAGAUGCUUAUUAUUCCUUUGUUGUUGUUUUUUUUGUCAGUGGUUUUCAUUUUAAAACCUAUUUAAAUGUUAAUUGUGGACUUUGUAAAGAAGAUUUUACUGAUGGUGACGGCAUUUUAUGUACAUUAAAAAUACUUACUGAA